AUGUCCAUUCAAUUAAACAAAGACCAAAGAGAAUGCAAAUGCUCAACUUGCUCUCAAAGUGAGUUGGGAUAUAGGGUUGUCCACAGACAUACAGCCCGUAUACAUCAAGAAAUUGAUGAAGAUGAAGCUAAUGAUAACUUUGCAACUAACGAUACAAAGUUAUUCAACAUUAGUGAAAAUGAAGCUUUACCUUACUUCAUUAUGAUUUUCUUGACAUUCUUCCAAGCCAAUAAUUUAACCAUUACGGCUACAGAAAGCUUGUUCAAGUUCAUGAAUGCUAUACUUUUUCUACUUGGAAUUAAUUAUGCAUUCCCCUCUAAACUCCAAACAAUUAAAUCUAAAAUUUCUGCUAAUUAUGCUAGCAAGGAUAUCAAAAAAUAUAUUGUUUGUGAGAAGUGCAAUGCAAUUUAUGUAUACGAGGAAGUUAUCGAUAAUUCGAAUACAAUUAAAAAAUGCAGUAAUAGAACACUUCCCUCGUAUGCUAAUGGAAUGAGAGCACGAUGCAAUCAUCCAUUAGUAGUUAAAAAUGCUAGCAACGAUUCGGUCAAACCAAUCAAACGUUAUGCGUACAACUCAGUAAAGGCAACUUUGAUGAAGUUUUUCAUGCGCCCUACUUUUGAGCAAAAAAUUGAAGAAUGGAGAAGUAAAACUGUAAUGCCUGGAAUGAUGUUUGAUAUCUUCGAUGGUCGA
Molecule: messenger RNA, 690 nt
Organism: Cokeromyces recurvatus
Lineage: Eukaryota; Fungi; Mucoromycota; Mucoromycetes; Mucorales; Mucoraceae
Exons: 3
Source: RefSeq, a predicted model, not a curated record